AUGGGGAACGAAGCAAGCCUCGAGGGUGGGGAAGGGGGACUCGCUGGAUUACCAGAAGGGAUUGUAUCUGACGGAAAGGGAGGCUUCAUUCAGAUACCCGCAGGAACAGAGGCGGAUCUGAGCAAACUGAGUGAGGAGGAGAGGAAGCAGAUCGCCGCUGUAAUGUCAAAGGCGCAAACGAAGACAUCUGAGGUAGAUGCAAUCCAUCAGCCUCGACAACCAGGAAAACCCCCCACCCAGGGGCCCUCUGGGCUCAGUAAGAGCCGAACGGUCGAUGCCUUCAGAACAGGACCAGCAGCCAGACAGGCCCCACCGGGGAGGAGCCCUUCCUCGCUCAGCCUUUUAGAGUCGCUCUCCAGGCAGGAGGCCAGAGAGGAGACCCGAUCCAGCAUGUUUUCCUCCAAUUUCCUGAGCGGGGCCAACCCCCUCAGCGCGGUGUCCUCUGCCGUGAACAAGUUCAGCCUCUUCGGGGAUGAGGAGCCAGAGGAGGAGAAGAAGCAGAAGGCCGCAGCGCAGCAGGCAGGGCCUGCCAAACAGGGCCAAGGGCCCCCUCAGCAACGAGGGCCUCAAGGGCCACAACAGCAGACAGCUCCUAAAGGUGGCCCGCAGCCGCAAGGGCCCACCAAACCGGGACCCCAGCAGCAGCAAGGGCCAACCAAACCAGGACCCCAGCAACAAGGGCCAGCCAAACCAGGACCACAACAACAAGGGCCCAGUAAGCCUGGAGCUCAGGGGCCCAGUAAGCCUGGACCUCAGGGGCCCAGUAAGCCUGGACCUCAGGGGCCCAGUAAGCCUGGACCUCAACAGCAACAGGGGCCUGGUAAGCCUGGGCUUUGCCAACAGGGCCCCCCAGGUACUGGAGCUCAGUCGGCAGGACCUGCCAAAACCGGAGCACCCCCCUCAGGACCUGGUGUUGCAGGGCCUAAGCAGUCAGAAGGACCUAGCCCUGGGAAAUCAACCUGCCCACUGUGUAAGACCACUGAACUCACUCUGCACACCAAGGAGCAGCCAAACUACAACACCUGCACACAAUGUAAAACUGUGGUGUGUAGCCUAUGUGGAUUCAGCCCUCCAGAUUCUGAGGGGAAGGAGUGGCUGUGUCUGAACUGCCAGAUGCAGCGAGCACUCGGAGGCAUGGAUGCCCCUGCACCCCCCAAAAUGAAGCCCCAGCCCCAGCCCUCCAAGCAGCCCUCUGCCCCCUCCUCACCCCAAAAAAAACAGGCCGCUCCAGACACGCAGGGCCACAAGCCUGAGGCGGCCAAACCCGCAGAGGCCAAGAAGCCCUCUCCACUGAAGAAGCAGCCCACUUUAUCAGACACAGGGAAGCCGGGAACCCCACCCUCCACACCUCCGUCUGCACGCAAAGGGCCUGCCCAGGCGCCGGAGAAGGGGACGGGUCCCCAGGAGGCCCACAAACCAUCGGGGACCCAAAAGCCCCAGGAUCAGCCAGGGCCGACCGGGACCAAGCAGGACAUGACAGGGCCCCAGUCUGCUAGUCCUGCUCCGCUCACACAGGCGGCACAGAAACCGGCCCAGCAACCCUCCAUAAAACCCGCUCAGCAGCAAGAACAACAGCCCCCGGACCAGAAGCCCUCAGGAGGGGCAGUGAAAACAGAUCCCAAAGCAGGUCCUCUCACGCAGGAACCACACAAAUCCCCACAGCAGUUGCCAAAAGGCGGCGCGGGACCUUCUCCUGCCAAACCUGGAGCUCCACCACAGACCCAACCCCCUCCUCAGCCUCCCAAGCAGGAGUCCAGCUUCUUUGGCCUCAGCUUCGGAGGUUUCUCUGAGCCCCCCAAACCCCAGCCCGCCAAGCCUCCGCCCACCACCCCCCAGGCCCCAGAGUCUGUGUCCGGGAAGCUGUUUGGGUUCGGCGGUUUCAGCGAAGCGCCAAAGCAGCCCGCGGCAGCUCCGCCCGCAGACUCCGUCUCCGGAAAGAUGUUUGGAUUUGGCUCGUCCAUCUUCAGCUCGGCGUCCAGCCUGAUCACCACCACCGCUCAGGACCAGCCCCCUGCCCAGCCCCCUGCCCAGCCCCCUGCCACCUCCAAGGAGCCCACGCCAGCACAGCCCUCUCCCAAGAAGCCCCCGGCCGCUGAGGGCAAGCCGUCAGCUGGGCAGAAGCCAGAGACAUCCCAGCAGGCCAAGCCGACGCCUCCUACCCCGGAAAAGAAGACAAUCCCAACGAAAGCAGACAAGCCUCCGACGGAACCUCCUAAAGUAACGGAACCGCCCCAGCCCACUCCUAAAGAGGCCUCCUCAAAUUGCCCUCUAUGUAAAGUGGAACUGAAUGUGGGCUCCAAGGACACCCCCAAUUACAACACCUGUACCGAGUGCAGGAAGACCGUCUGCAACCUGUGUGGAUUUAACCCCAUGCCUCAUCUGAAUGAGAUAAAAGAAUGGCUUUGUUUGAACUGCCAGACUCAGAGGGCCCUUGCUGGUCAGCUGGGGGACAUGCCACCACCAAUGCCUGCACCAACAAAGCCGGCGAACCAGCAGCCAGCACCCACCAAGCUUCAAACCUCUCCUACAAAGCAAUCAGAACCGCAAAUGGCUGAGCCAGUCACCACAGAGCCCAGCCCACCUAAACCUGCACCCGUCGAACAAAAUGCAGUGAACACUGAGUCAGCUGCGCCUGCCAGUCCUGCUAUGGCCCCUAAGCCUGCCACUUCCUCCCCUGCUAAGGAACCAACAAGGCUGGCCACAAAUGAUCAGACGCCACCCCAGAAACCUGCGGACAUGGCUAGGACGGGUGAAAUAACAGAAGGGGCAAAGAAAGCUGAAGCAGUAACCAGGGAGACCAUAAAGGAGCCGACAGGCGAAACUGAGGAGAAAGCAGACAAUAAAUCUGAAAUUUCAGUAUCAUCUGAGGUCAUCACAGAUUCCCUUGGCGAGACUCCCUCCAUCAUUCCGAGUGAAAAAAAUGAACUAUUGAAAGAACCUGUGAAGAAGGAUGGAGAUGCCCCAGAAACCAGUCCAACAAGUCCCUCUGACUUGGCCAAGUUAGAAAGUACAGUGCUUUCUAUAUUAGAGGCUCAGAAAAGCACAGACAAGAAUGAGAAUGCAAGCAACGUCCAUGACCAGAAGCAAGACCAACACAGGCCAAAGACACUGCCAAUAUCAGCAGAAUCAUUCAGCUCGGAAGAGGGUGAGCUAGAAGAUACCAGAGAGGUGGGUAAAUCUGCAGUGAAAGAUGCUCCCAUUGUUACUGCCCCGAAGAAAGAGCGCAAGAAGCUACACGUACUGCCAGAGGGAAGGCAGCGCUAUGACUCUGUGGAGGACAGCAGUGAGAGUGAGCCCUCACCUCUCCAGCAGAGGAGAAGGAAAAUCAGCGCUGCAUCAACCAGCAGUGAGGAAUAUAAACUGGAUAGCCCUGGCUCUGGAGAUGAAGAGGACUUUAUUAGGAAACAGAUCAUGGAGAUGAGUGCAGAUGAGGAUGCAUCGGAGGAUGAGGACAAUUACAUACGGAAACAGAUCAAGGAAGAGGAGGAAAAGCGGGAGCAAGAUGACAAGAAAGUUAAAUGCAAAAGCACAUCUGGGAAAAGCAAGCGACUCCUGAAAAAGAGCAGUGUCAGCCAUGAGCUUGAGCCGGAGAGGCGCCAUUCAUGGCAAGAGAGUGAAGAGCAAGAGUGUGAGGAGAGUUCUGACUCUAAGAAUAGGGAAACGAAGAGCCAGGAAGGGGAGGCUCCCUCCAUUGAUAGCGGAGGGGGACUCCGACGCUUCAAAACAAUUGAGCUCAACAACACCACUGCCUCUCCAUAUAAUGCAGGAGCCACAGUACGGCAGGGAACGGAGGAAGGGGAGCUGGAAAUGGAGAGCCUCACUGAUUCACCUGAAGACAGAUCAAGAGGUGAGUCAUCCAGUCUGCAUGCAUCCAGCUUCACCCCUGGAACAUCCCCCACCUCAGUGUCCUCAUUCGAUGAGGACAGUGACAGCAGUCCGAGCCACAAAAGGACAAGUGGAGAGGGCAAGCAACACCGGAAGGCUAGGCACAGACAGCAUGGUCAGGUGCUCCCAACUAUCGAGGACUCCUCCGAAGAGGAGGAGAUGCGAGAGGAGGAGGAACUUCUCAGGGAACAGGAAAAGCAGAGGGAGGUUGAUCAACAGCAGGUGAAAAAGAGCUCCAGCAAAAAGUCCAAAAAAGACAAAGAGGAACUUCGGGCACAAAGGAGAAGAGAGCAUCCUAAAACACCACCAAGUAAUCUUUCCCCCAUUGAGGAUGCUUCCCCAACAGAGGAGUUGCGGCAAGCAGCAGAGAUGGAAGAGCUUCACAAAUCAUCCUGCUCUGAAUAUUCCCCAAGUAUCGAGUCGGAACCUGAGGGGUUUGAGAUCCACCCAGACAAAAUCAUCGCUGUCCAAAAAGUGUACAAGCUGCCAACAUCAGUCUCACUCUACUCUCCAACUGAAGAACAGAAUACUGAAAUGACCAAUGACAUGGAUAAAUCAUUAAAAAGUGCAGAUGAGGCCUAUGAGGAGAUGAUGCAGAAUGUUAAAACUCUUCAAGGUAAGAAGGAAACUGAAGAGCAACUUGAGAAAGAGCCUCUUUAUGGUGGCAUGCUGAUCGAAGACUACAUUUAUGAGUCAUUAGUUGAGAACAAGGUCACUGGAAACUAUGUGGCCCAGAAACAAGAAUCAAGCAAAAUUUCUGUGCAAGAACCUGUGAAGAAACUGAAAUCCCCAGACGAGGCCUAUGAAGAUAUGCAGAAAAGGAAAGAAAUUAUUCUUAAAGAACAGGGACUUCAGCAAACACAACCAGUUAAGACACCAUCUCAGCCACAGCAAGAUAUGGAUUUGCCAGCCAUCACUUGUAAGCCUACCUAUGUGAAUAUUUCCACAACUCCGCCAACUAAGGAUGGGAAACCACUACUGGAUGCUGAGGCAGCUUAUGAGGAACUAAUGAAGCGACAAAGAGUUAUUCUGACACCUGGAACAAGCCCAACCCAGCCAGUUCCUGAAUUAAAUGACAUGGUUUUAACCCCCCCUGAAAGCGACACCUCUUCCAAUAGGGCACUCUAUCCUAUACCAGACUUGAAAAUAACCCAGUGUUCCUCCGGAGAAGAAGAUGUUGAAGAGGAAGAAAGUAUAGCCCAAAAACAGGAAAAGGUGAAACCAACUGAGGCCUCACAAGCUGGCGAGACUGUGAUGAAAGAGCAAACAUCUGUGGCGAGUAGUCCAUCUCCAGUCUCUCCUUCAGCUCCAUCUCCAGUUCAGGUUACAGCUCCAGCUGUGGCUCCGGCUCCAGCUCAAGCCGCAGUUGCAGCUUCAACGCCGGUGCCAGUUCAAGUCUCAGCACCAGAGGCAGCACCUGUUCCAAUUUCAGUUCCAACUGAAAUUGCCCCACCACCCCCUCCACCUCCACCACCAUUGCCACCAUCAGUCACAACGUCUCCAGCUAUUACAGAAACACCACGUGUUUCUGCAGCUUGUGUCUCGAGUUCAGUUUCCACCCCAUUGGACUUGACAUCCUCACCCUCUGAGACUGCGCAACCUGCAGUUUUGGGUAUAGAAUCAAUGGUAGAGGAUCUUAGUAAACCAAGGUCUUCAAUACAUGAAAAUGUUGUGUCAGGACAUAUUUCUAAUAUGCCAGCUACAGUUACUCCCCCUCUUUUACCUCUUGUCAUGCAGUCUGCACAGGAACCUGUUGUGGCAAGUGAUAUAUCAGUGACAAAUAUCUGCCCUGUAACUGGAGUUAUUAGCCUUAAAACCAGUAUUGCAAGUGUUUCCGCUAUACCUACUGUACCCCAUUAUGCUCCUGCUGUUUCCAGCAUAGUGUCAACUGCUGUUUCUGCCACUGUCUCUACAACUCAUACACAUACGUCUGCACCCCCAAUACCCCCCAAACCGGCAGUGCUGCUCAGAGGGUCAUCUCAGGAAAAGGCAGAUAUAGAUAAUGCUGUGCCACCCCCUCCUCCCCCUCCACCUCCACCUCUACCUCCCCCUACCCUGCCUAAGCCAGCUGUUUACCCUAAAAAGCCUUCCAUUAGCACCCCACCAAUCAUACCAGCUGUUGCAUCGGUGUCAGCUUCAACAGCUGUGACAGUGAUACAAGCAACAAUAACAACUCCAGACUCAACAUUAAGGAAUGCAGCGGCCCCUACUUACAGACACCAUGUACCCCCACCCAUACCACCAAAACCUGCAUCCAUCCCAGUAGGUUUAACAUUCAGUCACAAACCAGGUGAAAGCGUGAAACCUCCUGUUGCUCCAAAACCUGCAGUGGUCCAACCAGCAAGUCAAGCAAUAGCUAUGAUACAAGCAAGACCUGCACCCCCACCAAGCACAACUACUAUGGCCCUGAAUCUGAGCACCCCAGUUGAGUAUAAGCCGAGUGCAACCUCACCCAGAUCACCUUUGUCCCCAAGGUAUGGGAACUCAUUACAUGAGACAUAUGUGGUCAUUACGUUACCAUCUGAGCCUGGUACUCCUGUUGAAGGCAUUAUUACCCAGGCUCCAAUAAGUCCAGCUUUGGUUUCCCCAAUGCAACAUAUAGCACAAGCAGCAGUACCACUUGCAUAUACGCACUAUACAAAUUCAGUAGAAAUACAGGGGACUGAUAAGGUAGUUUCAAGCAUGAGUCAGAUAUACUCCUCAAUGUCAACCUCAACACAGCCUGUGGUACCUCUGCCUAACCUUGUAGCCCAGGUUGUGACAACAGAAGUCCAAAGGACAACAGUAUCUGUAGUUCGAGAAAAGAUACCUGUGACACCUCUGGUGCCUGCUACAAGAACAGCCACUGAAGUUGUUACUGUUGCCCAAGGAACUCCAAAAGCACAACCAAUACCAAAAGAGAAUGGAAAGAUCUACUACUCUGGGGAUGUUGUUGAUCUUCGUACAUUGAAACAGGAUGCUGAAAUGACAGAUAAAGGGUUGGAUUUGUCUGCAACAGAUUCAAGAGGCCACUCCAUUUCAGCUGAUGCCAGUGGGCAUCAGACUAGUGCUGUGCAGUCAGUGGUUGUUAACCUAAGCACAGAAGCAACGCCAUUGUCAUCUUUGUCAAUUGGGACUGAUAACAUAACCAUUGUCACCUGCACAGCCACAAUAUCCUGUGCAGGCAACAGACCACUCAAUCUAGGCCAUACCACUUCAAUGCCCCUACAGCUCACAACAUCUAGAUCAUUUGAACCAGUUGCCCAGAUAGUAUAUCGACCCAUAGAUUCACAACCUACAACUAAUUUUAAUACAGAAGCCCCCAUUAAUCUUUCCUUUGGAGCCAUUACCAGUGCAGACACAUCAAGGUCUCCUCUUACUCCAGCUUCCUUAUCAGAUCACAUCAGUGGUCACCUUGCACACAAUGAGGCUGGGCUUGCAAGUGCUGUAGACCUGACCACAACAAAGCCCAUUCAAACGAUGGUUGCUGUUAAUGGGUCUAAUUCUGCAGUGGUCACCACUGUCGUGGAAGAUGAUGGCAAACCUGUGGAUCUUACUGCUGGGAAACGGGUCGUUUGCUGUGAUGUUGUGUACAAGCUUCCUUUUGCUGGGAGCUGUACAACACAGCAGCCCACAACUGCACUACCUGAGGACCGGUUUGGAUAUAGAGAUGAUCAUUACCAGUACAAUCGCUCUGGACCCUACAGCAUGAAAGGUUUUGGUGGAAUGAAAUCCUCUAUGUCUGAUACUAACUUAGCAGAGGCUGGGUUGUUCUUCUACAAAAGCAAAAAUAGUUAUGAUUAUCAAAAUGGAGCAACAGAGGGUGCAGUAGACUUGACAUCUGGGAAAUUAUCCACAGGUGAAAUUAUGGACUACUCAAGCAGGGGCACUGGAGCAUAUCCUUCUAUGACUGUUCCCCAAUAUUCCCAAGCCAGAAUAACCCCUGUGGUGGGAACACACUUUGGUACCAAUAGCAUGUUACGGUCCUCGAAUGGGGUUGUGUAUUCAUCCGUAGCAGCACCUGUUCCCUCCACAUAUGCCAUCACCACCCAGCCAGGAUCAAUAUUUAGUACGACAUACAAUUCUUUGUCUGGAAUGCAUACCAGUGACACUAUGCCGUCUCUCUCAAGUCUGCAAGACCACCCCCUCCCAAGGUCUUACAGUUUCUUCACCACCACAGCAGCAGAGCAACAAGCAGCAGUAAGCCAGGAAAUAGGUUUGUCAAAGGAAGGGCUUUCUCCAGCUUUCACAGAGGCUGUUCCAACAGCAACGACCAUGCCUGGCUCAUACACAGACGCAUCACUGGAGGCAAUCGCCGCAUCUCUGGAAGCCCUGGCCUCACCGAUGGUCCCAGGAACAGAUGAAAGCACGCAGCAAUAUCAGAUGGAACGUGAGUUCCUGGAGCUGGAGAAGAUGAAGCAGCUACGUCUGGCGGAGGAGUUGGAGUGGGAACGACAGGAGAUCCAACGGUUCCGUGAGCAGGAGCAGCUGAUAGUUCAGAAGGAGCUGGAAGAGCUACAGACCAUGAAGCAGCAGCUCCUCUUCCAGCAGGAGGAGGAGCGCCAGGCCCACCUGAUGAUGCAGCAGGAGACCUAUGCCCAGCAGCAGCUCCAGUUGGAGCAGAUCCAGCAGCUCCAACAGCAACUGCAGCAGCAGCUGGAAGAGCAGAAAAUGAGGCAGAUGUUUCCCUAUGAUCCACCAACCACUUCUGAGCAGGCCCUGCUAGAUGCACAUUAUGCAGGGGGAGAAGGCAGCCAGUACUGGCCAGAGCAGGAUCAAACUGGGGUUCCAUCCAACGUUGCUGGCCUUGAGCUUCAACAAAAUGCAACCUGGUACACCGUGCCCACUGAGGGUGUUGCCCAGUAUAUUUCUAAUCUGCCAGAGUCUGAAAUACCACUCAAAGAGUCGGAAGGGCAGGAACUUGCCAUCCACACUGACAGGACACCUGGCCAAUAUGAUGAGCAUGGCACUGAUGCACUCACCAGAAAAAUAGUGGAAAGCGGUGUUCAAACUGAUGAGGAGGAGGGGGCUGACAAGGCUUGUAUAGGCAGGAGAAAGAGAAACAAGAGGAGUGUCGACUCCAGUGUUCAGACAGACGACGAGGACCAGGAUGAAUGGGACAUCCCCGCCAGGAGUAGGCGCAGGUCUCGUUCCAGCAAGCAGGGGUCCAAGGUGUCCAGCAUCGCCAUCCAGACUGUGGCUGAGAUCUCAGUACAGACGGACCAUUCUGGAACUAUCAAAAGACCAUCAGUCAGAGCUCAAGUUGACACCAAGUUGGAGAUUAAACAAAUCUCCUCACCAGAGAAAACAUAUAGAGGAGGUAGCACAAGUUGCCAGACAGAAGUAGGCUCGGGUAAAACAUCUCCUCAGAAGGAUAAGAGGCGGCCCACUCCCUUAGAGAUAGGGCACAGUACACACCUUAAAGCAGACUCCACCCUCCAAGUAGCCCCUUCUCCUCCAAAGUCCCCCAAAGUUCUGUACUCUCCCAUCUCACCCUUGUCCCCAAGCAAAUCCUUAGAAUUUGUUCAGUAUGAGAAAUCUGUUGGUGACACAAUACCGCAGAAAAUGCUAACUGCAGAAUCAUCUAAACCUCCCACAAGUCCACGGACACUGAAAGCCAUGCAGCGGUCAUUGUCUGAUCCCAAGCCACAGAGUCCUACAUCAGAGGAGAGGACAGGAUCCAAUUUCCAGUAUUCAGAUGGAUACUCAGGCAAAGGCUCACAGAGCAGCACUCCUUCAGGUACUCAGAAGAAAGUGAAACGCACUCUCCCCAACCCGCCACCAGAGGAGGAGUCGGCAGCCAGCCAAACAGGGUACAGCACUGGCUCAGCUCGCCGUCGCCUCUGCAGGAACACCACUAUGGCUAGGGCCAAGAUCCUACAGGACAUUGACAGGGAGCUUGACCUUGUUGAGCGAGAAUCCUCUAAGCUUCGAAAGAAGCAGGCUGAGCUUGAUGAAGAGGAGAAGGAGAUUGAUGCCAAGCUGCGGUACCUCGAGAUGGGCAUCAACCGGAGGAAAGACGCCUUGCUUAAGGAGAGAGAAAAGAGAGAGAGGGCCUACCUGCAGGGCGUGGCAGAGGAGCGGGAUUACAUGUCCGACAGCGAGGUCAGCAACAUUAGAGAGACGAGAGGGAAUGGUCACGGACUGGAGCGGCCUAGAACGGCACCGCAGUCUGAAUUCAACCAGUUCAUCCCCCCACAGACCCAGCCUGAGGCUCAGUAUGCCCAGUCAGGGGGUUCUUACACCCAGUAUCCAUAUGCACCUCAGACCCAAGCCACCACCCAGUACCCCCAGCAAACCCUUUACCAGCAGCCCUCCUUAUACCAUCAGCAGGUCUCUCCAUAUCAGUCCCAGUCAAUCUACUCCUCAGUGCCUAGUCUGUCCUAUCCCCAAUCCUCCCACCAGCAGUCCCAGCAGCAGAGCUACCAGCACACUUCGCAGAUGCUCCUGAUGCAGCAGAAAGCCAGGCAGACCACGCUUUCUGACCUGGAACCAAAGAUCACUACAAACUAUGAGGUCAUACGCAGUCAGCCCCUCAUGAUGGGCUCCUCUUCCACGGAUACCUCAUAUGCCGUCCCCCACCUUGCGGGCAAGUACAGCAGCCUAGACCUGAGGCUGGGCCUGGAGGAGAGGGGCAGCAUGGCCAGCAGCCCCAUGUCCAGUAUAUCAGCCGACUCCUUCUACGCCGACAUCGACCACCACACACCCAGGAACUAUGUCUUAAUCGAUGACAUUGGUGAACUCACCAAAAGCUCUGCGGGGCUGUCAUCCAGCUUCACCAUUCCAGACAAGGACCUCGCCAAGGCUGACCGGCUCCUACGCGCCGCUGAGGCACGCCGUUCUGCCGAGGUGACAGACUACCUUGCGCCUUUGCAGGCAUCUUCUAGGCUCCAUUCCUACAACAAGCCAGAGGAGGAUGCCAUGGAGGAGCCCUAUGAGCUGAAGCUGCUGAAACAACAGAUCAAGCAGGAGUUCCGAAGGGGAACUGAUUCUCUGGACCCUUUAACUGGUCUGCCACACUAUUACCCAGGCGAGAGCAGCUACAGACACUUCCCAAAGACCGAGAAAUACAGCAUCAGCAGGCUGACUCUGGAGAAACAAGCCGCUAAGCAGCUUCCUGCUUCAGUGCUCUACCAGAAACAGGCCAAGCAUAAAAAAGCCCUGAUGGACCCUAAAAUCACCAAAUUCUCCCCCAUCCAAGAAAGCAAAGAUCUAGAACCGGAUUACAGUAGCUACCUGGGAUCCAGUGUCUCUUCAGUCAGUAGCCUGUCCUCAAGAGCACGGCUACUGCAGGAUGAGCUCACAUUUGGUUUGAGGAAGAACAUCACUGAGCAACAGAAGUACCUGGGUUCUACCCUUGGGGCUAAUCUUGCACAAUCUCUCAAUCUAGGGCAGAGCCUCAAUCUGAGCCCAACUUUGCGAUCCUCUCUUCAGGAUGAUACAGCAUACCCCAGUGGCAGCAGAUCCAGACCCUCUUCAAGGCCUUCCUCCGUUUAUGGACUAGACCUCUCCUUAAAAAGAGACUUAUCCAGUUCGUCUCUGCGUCUUAAAACAGAAGGAGAUGCCUUAGACCCCUCUUUCACAACCCCUUCAGUGAGAACCAAGCCAACAAGUCUGCCCAUAAGUCAAAGCAGGGGACGCAUCCCAAUUGUGGCACAGAACUCAGAGGAGGAGAGUCCCUUGAGUCCAGUCGGUCAGCCUAUGGGCAUGGCACGGGCCUCGGCCGGUCCCCUCCCACCUAUAUCGGCCGACUCAAGGGACCAGUUUGGCUCAAGCCACUCCCUCCCUGAAGUACAGCAGCAUAUGAGAGAGGAGUCCAGAACACGUGGCUAUGACCGGGACAUAGCCUUCAUGAUGGAUGACUUGCAAGGAGCCAUGUCUGAUAGUGAAGCGUAUCAUCUGAGACGAGAGGAGACUGACUGGUUCGACAAACCCCGUGAGGCACGGCUGGAAAACGGGCACGGGGUGGACCGCAGACAGGUGAUGUGCAAUCUGACCUUGUCCUCAAACAGACGUAGUAUUAAAUCAAUUCACUACCCUUUCCCUCAUACCAGAAUCAAACUGCUGAGGGAUCCAAAAGAUCAUAGUGUAUCAGGCAAUGGGCUGGGUAUCAGAGUAGUUGGUGGUAAAGACAUUCCUGGGAACAAUGGAGACAUUGGAGCCUACAUUGCAAAAGUUUUACCUGGAGGGGCCGCAGAACUGACCGGAAAGAUUGUCGAAGGAAUGCAGGUCCUGGAAUGGAAUGGUAUUCCUCUGACUGGUAAAACCUAUGAAGAGGUCCAGAGCCUGGUUGGUCAGCAGUGUGGGGAGGCUGAACUGUGUGUCAGACUGGAUUUGAACAUGCUGUCGGAUUCUGAACACCCUCAGCAUUUGGAGCUGCACGACCAGACAAAGCCCGGAGACAAGCAGAGGUCCCCAGGAGUAGACCCUAAACAGCUGGCUGCAGAGCUCCAGAAGGUGUCUCAGCAGCAGACACCCUCCACAGUGCUGUCCGCGUCGGAGAAAGGCCCGCACAUCCACUCCGGCACAGCAUCGGCCGGCUCCAGCGCCGUGCCCAGCCCCGGCCAACCCGCCUCCCCGUCCGUCAGCAAAAAGAGGCACGGCAGCAAGUCUGCAGAAGCUGUGAAGACUCAGUCACACCCAGUCUCAGGUGAAAUACAGCUCCAAAUAAAUUACGACAAGAAUCUUGGAAACCUGAUCGUCCAUGUGCUGCAAGCAAGAAACCUGCCCCCAAGGGACAACAAUGGCUACUCAGACCCUUUCGUUAAAGUUUAUCUCCUGCCAGGCAGAGGCCAAGUGAUGGUUGUCCAGAACGCAAGUGCUGAGAACAAGAGAAGAACAAAGCAUGCGCAGAAGAGCUUGAACCCAGAAUGGAAUCAGACUGUGAUUUAUAAAAACAUCCACCUGGAGCAGAUCAAGAAGAAGACCCUCGAAGUGACAGUGUGGGACUAUGACAGAUUUUCAUCCAAUGACUUUCUUGGAGAAGUACUGAUUGACCUGUCGAAUACCGUCCAGCUGGACAACGUCCCACGCUGGUUCCCCCUGAAGGAGCAGAGUGAGAGCCAGGAGAGGUCCCACUCCAGCCAGGGCAGCCAGCAGUCCCCCAAGCCCUCUGUCAUCAAGAGCCGGAGCCACGGCGUCUUCCCCGACCCCUCCAAGGACAUGCAGGUGCCCACUAUUGAGAAAUCUCACAGUAGCCCCGGCAGUUCCAAGUCGUCCUCGGAGGGACACGCGCGCUCUCACGGACCGUCCCGCAGUCAGAGCAAAAGCAGCGUCACUCAGGCGCACCUCGAGGACGCGGGGGUCGCCAUAGCAGCGGCCGAAGCAGCCGUUCAGCAGCUCCGCCUCCAACCAAGUAAACCACCAAGGUCUGGCCACAGGGCGACGGACGCCACCGCGACGACCACGUCUUCCACCAGCAGCCUGGGGAGCAGCGGCCUGACCCUGGACGAGGAGGGCGGCACCAACGCCGUCGACAGCGCCAUCUUCCAGGUCCCUCGCAUCGGGAAAACAAUCCCAAACGGCACAGACAAGACACGGGGAUCAGACCCUCUGAAGCCUUCCCUGGGCCUUGGUGAUACAGAAGCAGGAAAAACACAGAUGAUGGGAGAGAUUAAAAUAGCACUGAAGAAGGAGAUGAAGACAGAGGGAGAGCAGCUCAUUGUAGAGAUUCUGCAGUGUAGGAACAUCACAUACAAAUUCAAGACACCGGAUCACCUUCCAGACCUGUACAUGAAGCUCUAUGUGGUCAAUGUGGCCACGCAGAAGAGGAUCAUUAAGAAGAAGACCAGGGUGUGCCGACACGACAGAGAGCCGUCCUUCAACGAGACGUUCCGCUUCAGCAUGAACCCGGCUGGGCACUCCAUCCAGCUCUUCCUGGUGUCCAAUGGUGGAAAGUUUGUUAAGAAGACGUUGAUCGGCGAGGCUUAUAUCUGGCUGGACAAGGUGGACCUACGAAAACGAUCAGUCAGCUGGCACAAACUCCUGGCCAGCUCCACUCAGGCCAACUCUUAAGAGGGAUGGAUCCGGGGGCUUCUGGGGGACACGAGAGAGAGAGGGGGGUGACCUGGAGGCUAUCGGCUAAAUGUCGACUGCUGCCUUAUAACUGGGGUAGAGGGGCAGAGUCUCAGAAAGCAGGCUGGGCUGAAUUUAUCCCCUGGAGGAACGCCAAGAACUCAGCUACUGUUAUCUGUCCCAGUCAGAUCAGUGCGAGUGAAAACAUCGCAGCACAGCGCAUGGGAAAAUGGAGCUUGGGGUAAAGGGGAUAAGUGCACACGAGAAUCCUGGGUGGCAACAGAGCCAGGCAGUCGCCUCCCUGCAGGGAGAAUGUAUGCAGAACAGACUAGGUCCAGAUAUGAUCUCUUUGCAGCUACAAACUGUCUAAGUGUUACAAUGCCACCACCCCCCUCCCCCCACUGAAAAACAGAAGAGAAUCAAUCCAGAAAAACAUCUAUGAUUUUAUUUGCAACAUUUCUUCUGCAACAUAGUUUCUUGCUGUUUGUAUUACAGUGUUAGUGAAAAGGCCAAUUGGAUUUAAUUCCAACUUUUUUAUUGUCACGAUAUUCUGUUAAUUUGCAGUGUUUGCUGGGAAUGGCAUGAGUCACUCAGUGGAGAUGCAGCCCAUAUGAUAUAUCAUUUAUCUUUUAUUGUCUCCAUAAUUUUGAAAUAUGGUAGAUGAAAGAAUAUGGUUCAGGAAUUUAUACAGAUAUAAUGAUAUAAUUUAUAUAGUAUAUAUUAUAUAUUUAUUAUGAUUUUCAGUUAAUCUAAAAAGUUAAAUAAUAUAGAUGGAUAGUGUUCCUUUAUCUUGGAUUAUGGAAAAAAUGCAGUAAUUACACAGGUAUUUAUUUAAAGAAAUUUGACUAUUUUCUGCUAUCCCCUCGUCCUCAUUAUAUAUGUAUAUUUAAAUGUACAUAUCACAGAACUAUUAUAAAACCAUAAAAUGUACAAAGCAUAAAUUAUCCAAUUUCUUGGGUAUAACAGGAUGAGUAACACUUUAAACAAAGGCAAGUUUGGUGUGCAUGAAUGUCAUAAAUUAUUGAAUUUCCUCUUCAGAAAAUCCCACUUCCAUCAAGGAAAACUUGUAUUAUCAGUAAAUGAUACAUAUCUUGAAAAAUUUAGACUUUGUACAUAGUGGGGUUUUGUUGCUUGAGAAUAGAUAUGUAUAAAUUAAUGUCACAGACAAUCCAGUAUUAACAAUUAUUAUGUACUGUAAAGUGUUUUGAAUGUGAAACAUUGAGCACAAAUUGAUUUAACUUCAAUUUAUGGGAAUUUUCCUCAAUGUAAACAAUAGAAUGAACCACCUUCAAUGUUAUAUUAGAUCACACAAUGUUCUUGAAGUCAGAUGGAGGUUUCAGAUCAGACAUUCACAAGGGAAAUGAUGCGUUCCUUAGAUACACGUUGUUGUGCUUGUAUUACUCAAUGACUAGCUGCACUUUGUGAUGCUAUAGAAUGUAGAAAUGAGUACACCUAGUAUGUCCCACUCAGAAAGGCCUUCAGACACCCAGAUUUUAGAACUAAAUUAAAAUGGUGCUAGCAUCAAGUGUUUUUCAAUGAGAAAUUAGAUCAAAUGAGGUACCUAGUCAAGCAAAAUUUCUCUCUGCUGAAUAUAAUGAAUACAUACAGUGUAAAAUGAAUCGAUUCUAUUUUUCCUCAAAAAAAUAAGGAAAGAAAUUAGGACAGCAUGUGGAGGUUGUUUGUGUUUGUUUGAGCAAGUGGCUUGUGAUCUGUUUGUUAUUGUCUUUCACAUUUGAUCCAAUGUUCCCCUGAGACCUAUUGGGUUGUUAGAGUGAAACCUUGGUUUCCAGAAUGAUUUCCUUGUUGUCAUGGAAAUCCCAGACAGUGGCCCUGCCCAUCUGCCAUUAGCCAACAGUUGUUGGUAACUGGCAUGACUGGAUAGGCAUCCAAUGCCUAACACAUUGUUUUAUGACUAAUAAACAAAUAAAAUCUUCCAUUUUGUGUCAAGAGUUAAAUGAUUGCUCCUCAGAUCUUGCCCUAUGAAACAACAUUCCAUGUUAAUGUUAAAAUGUGUAAAUGUCAUGUAGAUUGCAUUUUCUGUGACUUCACAAAGCCAGAGGUUUACUAAUGUUGUGAUGCAAAAAAUCUGGUCCAGAUUUGUUAACGUUUAGUUGUCACUCUGUGUACUAAGUGUUAUUUUACUGCUGCUGUUAUUAAUGUGUCAGCCCACCUGCAGUGUCGUUAUACAGUAUACAGUACAAGCAAGAGAAUUGACUAUAUUUUGUCAAUUUAAUAUCAUAAUUCACAUCAGGUAAUUAGGCACAGACAGCGCCCUCUAUCACUGGACUGUGGCAUUGCUUUGACGCCCUUUUAUAAUCUUUUUGUUUUGUUUUUGUUUCUUCCAAUAAGAAAAAUUUUAAUUAUUUUGAUGUACACAGCUAAUAUUGUGUGUUCAAACUGGCAAUGAGAAGAAAGAAUAAUGUAUGAAUUCAUAUUGUAAUGUUAUAUCAGUGGUAUAGCACUAAAGCCUGCAAAGACAUAACAGACCACAAAGUGGACCCAUCAGCUCAGACAGUGUUAAACGGUAAGAGGUUGGCGUCACAGAAAAAAAAUCUUUUGACUUGUGCCAACCUAAUUUUCUGACCAAAUCCAUAGGUUCUGUUGAAUUCUAUGCAACAUUGACUUUGUGCUUUGAAUGCAUUUCCUUGACAUAUAAAAUAUCAAUGAACAUCAUUGUCAAAAUACCGCAUUAGUAAACUAAUUUUACUUUCUGUUUGUAUAUUAUUGAUUCAUUCAUUUCUGUUUGUAUUUUUUUCCUUAUGUUCUACAAAAAAACUGAUUAUUGUCUGUGAAUUAGUGCACUUUAAAUUUACAUCACUCCAAAUGUUUAUUUUCCAAUGUUCAUUUAAGUUUGUUAUAUGCAAAGUACAGCACAAAGCCUUUAAUUUAGUUGUUGAGCUAUCAAUAGUUAAAUAAAAGAGGGAAAAUUCAGAAAAAGGGCAUUCUGUGGUCAGCAGUACAGCAUAUUGUGUUUACAGUGUUUUUAAAAAUGAUUUUCUUUUUCUGUGCUUAACAUAUGUUUAUGCUAUGGAUAGCAAGUUAUUUAGUUUAUUAUUUCACAUCUAUUCAUGUCUAAGGAGACAAUGUCCUGUUUGCCUCAGUAUUUUUGAGACUUAUUUCUUGAUCUUUUUUCAGAUUUUAAUGUUUUUGGGCACUCCCAGUUUGUAAAAGUUGUAUUUUUCCUAUAUAUGUAAAAUAAUAAUAAAAAAGAUGUGACAUAUUCACAUACUAUUUUAUUCAACAAAUAUAUUUACAUGAAACUGAUUUUUUUGUUCUUUUUUUUCUAAUAAACACAUGUUUUGGACAUGGUCUCCUUAAAAUUCCACUUCUACCCGAUCUUCAGGUUCCUUUGUCGCUCUGAUGUUUACUGGUGUCUGGGAAACCAAGGAGUAUUACAGUAGUUAUCUUGGAAGUAAACUGUGCGAAUGUUUCAUUAUUUGUAUCCUGUAAAUAUAUACUCUUCUUUUUCUACAAGAAGCGAUUUAAAUAUUAAUUUGGCUUGGAAUUGAGCAUGUGACUGUGGGGGAAAAAAAUCAGUUCUCUUUAACUCUAUUUGUAUAGAUGUUCAGUGGCGUGACCAGGUGAUCAUAUAAUUGGCUCAAUAGAGUAUUGCUGUCAACCCAGUGAAACUUGUACAGCUGACCCGAGUCUCACAAGACUGAUAAAAAUAUACAUAUAUCUAAACUUAUUUAAAUGUUUUCACAUUGGAUGUUGCAUGUUUUGUUGGUGGUUUGUUAAUAUUUUUGUUUCCAAAUUCUAUAUAAAAGAGAGAGAAAAAAUGUAUAAAUUUAUUUAAAGCAGUAUGCUAACUGUACAAAGAUAUGCUUGUAAAAUCUGUCUGGGUUUUCACUCUAUGUAAAAAUGAAAAAUAAAAAAUCUUAUGUCAUGGUUUUGUGGUUGUACACAGGAUGUAUUGAGAUAUUAUGCAAAUUGUGCUGUAAAAAACGGCUGUUUCCCUGAGUCUAAAUAAUAAAUAAUAAAAAAAGAUUCUCAUCCA
This is a messenger RNA of Conger conger (European conger), 17875 nucleotides long. RefSeq names its product piccolo presynaptic cytomatrix protein a (gene pcloa). The transcript is spliced from 27 exons. Gene Ontology annotation, biological process: protein localization to synapse; presynaptic active zone assembly. Gene Ontology annotation, molecular function: protein binding; metal ion binding; structural constituent of presynaptic active zone. The record is from RefSeq and is a predicted model, not a curated record. The coding region runs from base 1 to 13878 and encodes 4625 amino acids. Gene Ontology annotation, cellular component: glutamatergic synapse; GABA-ergic synapse; axon. Lineage: Eukaryota; Metazoa; Chordata; Actinopteri; Anguilliformes; Congridae.